Molecule: messenger RNA, 2398 nt
Organism: Pistacia vera
Lineage: Eukaryota; Viridiplantae; Streptophyta; Magnoliopsida; Sapindales; Anacardiaceae
Product: L-type lectin-domain containing receptor kinase S.4-like
Exons: 7
Coding region: 111-2183 (690 amino acids)
Biological process (GO): protein phosphorylation
Molecular function (GO): ATP binding; protein serine/threonine kinase activity; carbohydrate binding
Source: RefSeq, a predicted model, not a curated record
CCGAAAAUACUUUUCACUUUCUUCCAAUCUCACGAAACCAUUUAAACUCUUUAAAUACUUAUACAGUUUUUGAUUCAUGCAACCCGGUUCUUUUCGCUUUUGCCCUUAUCAUGGCCAGUUUUCUAGCAUAUUUCUCUGCUAUCCUCUUUAUCUCCAUUCCGGUAUCAUCCCAACUCAAUGACAAUGAACUCUUUUUUCCAGGGUUCAAAGAUUUGAGCACCAACCUAACCUUAAGUCAAGCUGCAAAAAUUGAGAAUGAUGGCAUUCUUCGCUUAACAAACGACAGUGAGCUUUUACAAGGUCAAGCCUUCUAUAGCUUGCCAAUCCAUUUCAAGAACUCGACAAAUGGAGAAGUCUUUUCUUUCUCUUCCUCAUUUGCUCUAGGUAUCGUCUCUCCCUACCCAAAAUUUUGUGGCCAUGGCAUGGCCUUCACCAUCUCGCCAUCUAAAGAGCUCAGAGGUUUUCCAACUCAGUACCUAGGCCUCUUUAAUAUAAGCAAUAACGGAAUCGCUUCAAAUCAUUUAUUUGCCGUUGAAUUUGAUACAGUUCAAAGUCCUGAGUUUUACGACAUCGACGACAACCACGUUGGCAUUAACAUCAACAGCUUGAUCUCUAAUGAGUCUUCAACUGCAGCCUACAUCGAUGACAGUUCAACCAAAAAAAACUUGAAUCUCUGGAGUGGAAAACCAAUCCUGGCUUGGAUCGAUUACGAUGCAUCUGAAAAUUUGUUAAAUGUCACCAUCUCUCCAAAUUCUUCCAAACCAAGAUUGCCCCUCUUGUCUUUUAACGUCAAUCUUUCACCAAUAUUUCUUGAGUCCAUGUAUAUUGGCUUCUCUUCUUCAACAGGUUUUGUUACUGGUUCUCAUUAUAUUUUAGGCUGGAGUUUUAAAAUCAAUGGACAAGCUGGAGCUCUUGAUCUCUCUUCGCUUCCUUCAAUUCCGGACAAGAAAAAGCUGACAGGUGCUGCAGCUCCUGAGAUAUUGAAAUGGACGGGGAUUUCACUUGCUAUAGUGGUUGGAUCAAUCGUUAUACUCGUCGUGGGUAUCUUUUUCUUCAUUAGAUGGAGAACAUUUCGACUAGAAGCAAAGUUUAUGUUUGACUUAAUGAGUGAAGCAAAGGAGCUUGAGAUCGAUGGAAAGAAAGGCGCCAAUUUGAAAGUAUAUAAAGUGUCAUCCAUUAUGCUAGCUACAGAUAAUUUCUCAUCUGAAACUAAACUUGGAGAGGGUGGUUUUGGACCUGUUUACAAGGGUUUGUUGCCUGACGGGCAAGAGGUAGCAAUAAAGAGGCUAUCAGGAAGAUCCAAACAAGGCCUAGUGGAGUUCAAGAAUGAGCUUAUAAUUGUAGCUAAGUUACAGCACACCAAUCUGGUGCGGCUCUUGGGUUUCUGCAUUCAAGGGGAAGAGAAAAUAUUGGUCUAUGAAUACAUGCCAAAUAAAAGCUUGGACACAUAUGUUUUUGAUGAAUCUAAAAGGAAGUUGUUUGAUUGGAACAAAUAUUUUAACAUCAUUGAAGAAAUAGCUCAUGGACUACUUUAUCUACAUAAGUAUUCAAGACUAAGAAUAAUUCAUAGAGACUUGAAAGCCAGCAAUAUAUUACUUGACAAAAAUAUGAAUCCCAAAAUAUCUGAUUUUGGUAUGGCUAAAGUGUUUACCACAACUCACUCUGAAGCAAAUACAAAUAGAGUUGUGGGCACACGUUCUACUUUACAAAUGAAAUCCAGUGGUUAUAUGGCUCCUGAAUAUGCUAUAGGUGGCAUCUUCUCUGAGAAAUCUGAUGUAUUCAGUUUUGGAGUUUUAAUUUUGGAGAUCAUAAGUGGUAGGAGGUCCAACAACAACAUCUUUUAUGAUGGUCAACCUCUUAACCUCGUUGCAUAUGCAUGGCAGUUGUGGAAGGAAGGUGUAGCCAUAGAACUAAUGAAUCCAACACUACAUGAUUCAUUUUGUGAAGACCAAGUUUUGAGAUGUAUUAACUUGGCCUUGCUUUGUGUUGAACACAAUCAAAUGGACAGACCUAUCAUGUCAGUUGUUAUUUCUAUGUUAACAAAUGAAGGAGUAAAAUUACCAGUGCCAAAGCAGCCUGCAUUUUCCAUUGAAAGAAAGAUUGCUGUGGACAAUGCGAGUGGAAUAAGCAGGGCAGAGAAUACAAUAAAUAACUUAACUAUAUCUGUAAUGGAUCCACGAUGAAGACUUUUUUCUUCGUACUCUACUGAGUAAGGUGAAUUGUAGUAAUAAAAGCUCUAUUUUAUUCUUCCUUUCUUGCCAUUGUUUCAGUGUAUUUCUAGUUAAAGUCGUGCAUUUACUGGAUUUAUGAAGCUUUCCGACUCAUAAUAAUGAAAGAUUUGAUGGUGGAUCUCAUUCUUAUGUAGUUCUGAAUUCAUUGGAAUUUCCAGGAUGAUAUA